Gasterosteus aculeatus aculeatus (three-spined stickleback) is the source of this 3676-nucleotide messenger RNA. NCBI's taxonomy places the organism in Eukaryota, Metazoa, Chordata, Actinopteri, Perciformes, Gasterosteidae. The record is from RefSeq and is a predicted model, not a curated record.
ACCUGAAGUGUGUUACAGUCCGUGUGUGUGUGUCUGUCUGUGUGCGUGCGUGUGUGUGUGUUUGCACGACACGCAAAGGGUCACACGCCCGCUUGUAAAAGGCUGCUGCUUUGGUUGAGGUUUGUUUAGCGGCUUCUGCCACCAGACUCCAUUGAAGAAUGUGCCUAUUUAAUAUCGCCUUGCUUUUCCGUGCAGAAACGUUCCCGCAUUGAUUACUUGUUCAAAUGCAACUUCACUUAUAAAUGUUCUCAAUUAACUUCGGCGUGAUUGUGAACAAACAUUUUAUACAUUAAUUGAAGUGUUCUGGUCACAAAAAUAAACGCCUCGCACGGCAGUGACUAUUGUUUUUGUGUUUAUUGUCAUAAAGUCACGCACGGUUUGUGGCAUUUCUACACGCCGAAUUCGCCCUUAAGACCCAAACCAACCACACAUUACAGGGUCUGCCGAGCAGCCGUGUGUGCGUGCUUUUUAGACGAAGCAGAAUCUAAAGGACCUUAUUUUGAGAGGACGUGUCGUGACGUUCGCUCCCUAAACAGCGUUUAAGUGGAAUACAUCAGAAUGUUGAGUGCAGAACAAGAUGCUCCUUCACAGCCGUGGUGUGGAUUUAAUCCGAACAAUGGCCAUUGACUGCCGAAUAACUUGUGAUUCAGCGGCAGCUGACUCGGAGAAUGUUGGGCAUCUUAAACCACUUUUGGCCCCCGGGGGCCACGUCCAGCACUCGUGCAGCUGUCGCAGACUGAAAGGUGGGAUGGAAACUGAGUCAAGUGGGAACACUUGAGCCCUCAGGGACUCGUUGAUUUACUCGUGACUUCCUGGAUUUCAUUUCAAACCUCGCUGACUUUAUUCCACAAGCGGGUGUCUCUGUUCUGAGGUGAUUGAUUGAAGAUGCACAUUUCACCUCCGUGACUUGUAUGUGUGCUGCUUUCUUUCUCUUAUUUACCAAUUUACCUUCUCCACUUUUUAGCCACAAUUUGACUGUAGUUUAAAUAAGAAAAGGUGGUUUUCAUCAGCCUCAGAGCAGUGCAGGUGUUGCACAAUCGAGGCGGUGUGGGGGGGCUUGGAGGAGGUAAUGAGAUCAAUGACCUGACCUCCACGCAGUUACUUAUUAACUGCCCCCCCGUGUCCUGUUCUCAGCAUGCAAAGCACAUGCGUCUGUUAAUAUUUCCACCACAUCAUUGGUGACCAGCGGAGCAUUAAGCGCGGCGAGUCUGCGCUCAACAUCCAGGACACACGGUGUUCUUUCACGCACACAUCAGCAUUUUUCUGGAGCAAGUUUUAUUAGAUCUAUUUUCUGAGCAAAUGUAAAUGUCUAAAGUAAAGAAGUCAUUUGUGAAUAGAUGUUUGGCUGCAAACACGAUUAGGAUUCAUAUAUCGAUUGUUGAUUAAAAGGAAAGAAGGGAAGGGGCGUCUUUGUGUAACUGGUUUGUAAAACUACAAAAUACUAAUACAAUGACAUAAAAUCUGGGAAAAGCUUAACUUAACUUUUUCGGAAGCUGGAAUCGGUGAAGUUUGUGUUUCUAACCAUUAAUUGCCUGGAAAUGGACGACAGAGGUUUCAGCCCUGAAUAAAAUCCAGUUGAAGUCUCUUUAAUGGCUCCAAGAAUUUAACAAAAUACAGAAAGGGAAGCGUAGAAAAGCACCAUUAAUUUAAAAAAAAAGGAGGAAUCCGCGCUCCUGUUUUCACAUUCCGAGCCGCGUUGUGUGACCUCGCUAGAUGGCGAGACGGAGGAGCAGACGGCGUCCGUUCACCCCGAGAGGAGGAACGCAGUGUUGUGACCUGCGAGAAAGAAAAACGCCACGUGGGCGUCUGUGUCUUUCGUUCGUCCUCGCUCUCCUUCCGCCCCCCCGGAGGCCCGACGAGGCCCCCGCGGCGAAGGUCAAGCGCGCGGCGAUUGACUUUUCUUUUUCUCUCUCGUUGGCAGUGAAGAGGUUCCGGGAGCCCGUCGGGAUCAGGCGACCCUGGAGGAUCUGGUCAGACGUGUUCCUUCCUUUUCUUUUUCUCUCCCUGUUCUUCGACACGUCCAAACAGGCCAUCGGUGCGCUCUUCAUCCACCUCGCCAACGUCUUCCUCUCCACGCUCACCGCGGAGGACCCGUGCUCGCUGUACCUGAUGAACUUCCUGCUGGACGCGGCGUUGGGGAUGCUGGUCAUCUGGCUGGCGGUGAAGCUGGUGUCCAAACUGGUGGAGGACAAACGGUGGACGCUGCUCAUGUUUGGAGAAUACGGUGACCCCCCCCAGGCGGCGGCGUGGCUAGGCCAGUGCGCCGUCUACCUGCUCAUCAUGGUGCUGGAGAAGAGCGUCAUCAGCCUGGUGCUGCUCGUCCCCGGCUGGUCCAAAUUGCAGGAGGUGCUGCUGAGCUACAUCGCCAACCCGCAGGUGGAGCUGGUGCUCGUCAUGCUCAUCGUGCCCUUCAUCGUGAACUCCAUCAUGUUCUGGGUGGUGGACAGCCUGAUGAUGAGGAAGUCCAAGAGCCCGGACGACUCCUGCGACGGCUCGGCGGAGAAGGCCGACUCCUCGUUGCCGUGGGCGACCGGCGAGGAGUCCCAGGUGCUGCUGAGCGUGGAGACGGACACGGACGAGGCUUCCGAGGGGGAAGAGGACCCCGGCGACGUGGGACCGGUCCCCCCUGUGCAGUACUCCGGAGGGCCGCUGAGGCCCAGCUGGGUGGUGGUGUAAACAUCCGCCUGAGAGCCCGAAGACGAACAACACGAGCCUUUGCUGCACCGACGCCGGUAAAUCGAAUCAUUAAACGCUCUUCGUCCUCUCAGAGGGACCCAAACGGAACCGGCGUGCGGGGGAAUCGAUGUCCUCCCGGCGCCAUGGGGUCUUUUGGGGGUGAUGAGGCUCCAGAGUGAUUUAAGGCGUAUCGUAUUCCAAAGAGGGGCGAGUGAGCAAAGUACCUUAUUUAACUCGUGGUUUUAAAGGAUCAUGCUUCUUGAUGUUUCUGCAUGAUUUCCUGUUUGUAAUAAAUGAUGAAGUACUCGGGACGCUGUUGCAAAACAACACUGAGAGUUUCAGAAUGAACUUCUGACAAACGUUGUAAAUGUAGGAAAAAAAUGUAGGCCGAGUGAAAAUGUGAAGAAUGGACCAAUAGUACUUGACGCCUGAAUUGAAUGUAAUUUUUGUUCUUUUUGCUUUCAAUAGUUGGAUGAGAAAAAAUAAACAAAGCACUCAAAUUUAACCUUGAGCUUAAAAAUGUAUUUUCACAAAAUUCUUGCAUCGUUUCUCUCAGAAUAUUAUGACUUUUAUUCUCAAUCACCCGUAUUUUAUCCCAAAAAUGAUCCUUAAUGCUCGUAGUGGUAUUCUGUGUGGGACGGUAUUCAACUUUACGGCACAUUUCUUCUUUUCUAUUUAUUCCGUUGAUAUAUUUUAUAUGUAUUUGACUCUAUAUAUUUUGGUAUCUACAUUGUAAUAGGAGUUUUCUUUUAGUGACUUUUGAGAGUUCUCUCCAAACUGCUAAACGUUUAGAUUCUCCCGUUCACAGCUAAAAACUACGGAUUUCUUCUGCAGGGUUUGUUUUUUAUUCCAAUGUAUGUUGUGUAUUUAUUUGUAUUAUUUUUAUUAUUGGACCAAAUUAUUCACAUGUGGAUUAAAGUGCACAGCGCAGCCGUCAUCAUUCGGCCUUCAGGUGCUUCUAACCGAAUGUAUCUGUGAAUAAAGAUGAUUGACACAUGAA